GCAGGACAUGCUGGGGGCUGACAGACCGAGCUAUCCAUAUCUCUAUCCAUAUUGAUCCCCGGCCAGAGAUACUGACACAGGAAGCUGCCUGGUACCUUUGCUGAGCAAUAUACCAAACCCCUUUGUGUGCUGCACCAAGCAAAAUGGAUACUGAAUGGUAACGCUGUGAUGAUCCACUAGUGCCUUAUUCUAUUUAUUAAAAAUACACAGGAAGACCAUUUGUGGCGAUCCCAUCUGAAAACUGAUGAAAGAAUUCAAGGAUAAUUUUUAAAUCCAAUUAAUGAAACAUGCAUCACGCUGUUCAGGUGUGGUUUGGAGAUGACGUCCCACUAAGUUCAAGAAGCCCUUUGAUUCCUAGACAUGGGCCAGGCCUUGCUGAUGUUUCCCAAUAUGACCAGUGGCUGGCUGUGCGCCACGAAGCCACCUUGAUACCCAUGCAAGAAGAUCUGUCAAUCUGGCUCACUGGCUUGUUAGGGGUAGAAGUUAGAGUGGAAUGGUUUAUGAAGGACCUUGACAAUGGUGUUCUUCUGUGUCAACUAAUCCAUGUCGUCCAAAACACUAUGAAGCAGUGCUGCACAGCCGAAGAACUCAAGGGUUUUCCAAUGAGAAGAGUUCCCUGCAGACAAGAUGCUCCUUCAGGUUCUUUCUUUGCUCGCGACAAUACUGCUAAUUUUCUUCGCUGGUGCAGGGGUAUUGGAGUGGAUGGUGCUUAUCUUUUCGAAUCAGAAGGUUUAGUUUUGCAUAAAGAUCCUCGCCAGGUGUGUCUUUGCCUCCUAGAUGUUGGACGGAUAGUAUCCAGAUAUGGAGUUGAGCCUCCAGUCCUGGUAAAACUGGAAAAGGAGAUUGAACUAGAAGAAACCUUGUUAAUGGAAUCUGGACCUUUAGCCUCCAAAGAAAUCCAGAAAUCCUGCUGUCACCAUGAGCUACAUGAGGCUGUGAAGCACAUAGCUGAAGAUCUUCCUUGUAACUGCUCCCACCGAUUCUCUAUUGAGUAUUUAUCUGAAGGACGAUAUCGUUUGGGCGAUAAAAUUCUUUUUAUAAGGAUGCUACAUGGAAAACAUGUUAUGGUCCGAGUUGGCGGAGGAUGGGACACACUUCAAGGAUUUCUGUUGAAAUUUGAUCCAUGUCGCGUUUUACAAUUUACAACAUUGGAGCAAAAAAUACUGCAGUUCCAGAAAGGUAUCCAAAAUGAAAAUGUGUCAUCCAAAUCUGGCAGAACUCCUCAGCCACCCGUGAUGAACCCAAUGUCUGCAAUUAUUACAAACCAAAAGCCCAACUCGAGAGCUGCUACCCCACUUCUGCUUUCAAACUCCAAUAUCAGAGGUAAGCAGUCACCGGCUCUGACACCUCACCGAGGAGUGAAGCAAACUCCAACAGCAGAAACAUGUCCUGAUGGCCAGGUGACACCAAGAAAAGGAUCCCCAUUGUUUGUUGAACCUAAAAGAAAGGUUGCAAAAAAAUCGAAUUCUCCUCCGCUAACUGCUAAUUCCUCACUUGAAAGCAAAAGUUCACAAAACAAUUUCUCGGAGAGAAAAUCUCCCAUGUCUAGCCGAUCAAGGGCUGUGGUUCCUGUUUCUGUAGAUAAAAGCAGUGCUUCAUCUCGUCCAAAUAAAGCUAUGCAAAAGACUGCAACCUCACAAUAUUCUCCUACAAACCUGUUACAACAAACAAAACCAAUCCUACAACUGCAGUCACCAAAAAUAGCCCCUGCUUCGUUGUCUCAUCUCAAAGCACAAUCAAAACAUACAUCUGGUUCUCCACUACAAUCAAGCACUUUGAAAGUACCAACGGACACUCGUAAGAUGACAAAUACAACACCUCCCAAAACAGGAUCUUCUUAUUCCAGAACAGAUCCCAAACUAGCAUUAAAACAAACCUCUCCAUCGGUCUCCCAGUCAUCAAAAGAACUGAAGGUAAAUAAGAAGACUGAGGUACCAAAAAAGAACUUAACGGAUAGGAAGCCGUUUGUAGUGUCCUCUCGUGUUCCUACAACAACACCACUUUUCCCAUACACCUCGCAAUCUGCUAAACAUCGCCCUGCCACCCAAUCAAAGACAUUAUCUAAAAACAUUCCAAAUGGCAAAAAUGAUAUGAAAAGGGCUGUGAAAGAGACGCCAAAUCAUUCUGGCCGCACUCCCUUGUCAGUGGUGAAACUUCCACAACCUCCAAUUAAAACACUAGUUUCACAAAGGACAAAGCCGACUCCAAGGUCACAGCCUUUAUCGGACAGUUCAGUAAAAAGUAACACAGUGCAGAGUACAGCGGCCUCUAAAACUUUGGGUUCAAAGGCCAAACCAGUAUCGCGUAAAGGGGUCCCCGAUUCCACAAAGGAUAAAUUAACUAAAGCCAAAAAAGAAGAUAAGUUUAUUGUUUCAAAAGGUAGUGGGAAGUAGAUACAACAUACACUAUCACCAUUCUACGUGGUGAACACAUUGAACACUAUCUCUAUACUUUGUCCAUGGGGGCCAUAUCACAUCUGCUUGUUACUGUUAAUAGGGGUGUGCAUGUGAGCCUUCAUGAUUCAAGACUACAAUUCCCUACAUGCCAGUGGAUUGUUAGUGCCUGAGGCGUGUGCUAUCAUAUUGAUGAUUAUGCCAUAAUACAGUUAUAUAUUUAAGAAAACUUGAUUGACUCUUGAGGCCAAAGCUUUUUAUUGAAAGUUUUAAGAUACCCUACUAAUCAAGUUCAAACAAGGGACUACAAAAAUCUCUCAAGUGAAAACAAGCUAAGAUCGUUUUAAAUCAGUCUUCCAUUCGUUGCCUUUUUAUACUGCAGCAUUCAGUACUGACGUGUGUAUUAUUUUGAGCACACCAGCUCUUUAAGUGGCAAGAUAGCAACAUUUUUAUUUUUUUACUUAACAUAAUCCCAGGCUUAUGAGUCUGAUUGCUAGGGUCUGUAGAUCCAUCUUGCAAUCAAUUUGUUUGUUCUUUAUAAAAGUGCAGUAGUUUUACAUUUGUUUUUUGUUAUGUGCCAUUAAAUUGGAAGUGCCUGGUACUUAACUAACACUAUUUUAAUUUACUAUUUUCUGAACUUUAGGAGGUUUGGGAAUUUUUUUCCAUGAUUUUUCAGGAUUAAGCUAGCAAAUUGCGGCGACUGUGGGGUUUGUG
Molecule: messenger RNA, 3107 nt
Organism: Pelobates fuscus (common spadefoot toad)
Lineage: Eukaryota; Metazoa; Chordata; Amphibia; Anura; Pelobatidae
Gene: GAS2L3
Product: growth arrest specific 2 like 3
Exons: 11
Coding region: 288-2393 (701 amino acids)
Biological process (GO): actin crosslink formation
Cellular component (GO): actin filament
Molecular function (GO): microtubule binding; cytoskeletal adaptor activity; actin filament binding
Source: RefSeq, a predicted model, not a curated record